AUGACAGACUUUCAACCGGUACAGCAAAAGCCUGAGUCCACUACCACAAAUGAUCCUCGUGUGGAAUUUGAAAGGGGAUGGGAGGACUUGAUGCGAGGGCCCUUAGAUGAGUGUAUGUCAUUUGCAUCCUGUAGCUCUACUCGUACUCCAGAUGAUGACGAUGACAACGAGGGGGAUCAGCUUGUUCGCAGGAGACGAAGGUCGGAUCUCGAAGGAGAUGAUUUGGCCGAGUCGUCAGCUGCUAGGAGGCGCCAUUCCCGCAUUCUCAGCAGGUGGGCUGCUCGACAGGCACAAGAGAUGAUGAUUACCACUAUCGAGAGGAGGAAUCGCGAGUCGGAGUUGAUGGCGCUUGCAGGUCUCCACACGGUGUCAAUGCUUGAUUCCUCGUUUUUAAGGGAGCCACAAUCACCCCCACCGCCCACUUCUAGAAGGCAGGGAGGGACAGCUGAAAGGCCGAGUACUCGAGCAUCAGCAAUUUUGCAAAUGUGGAGGGAGUUGGAGGAUGAGCAUAUGUUGAGCAGGGCCCGUGAAAGGUUGAGGCAGCGGAGGAGUGUGGAUUCUACUACCACAAAUGAUGCUUCCACUACCAACAUGUCUGAGGCUCGAGGAGAAAGUCAGAAUCAGGGAAGUGUGGGGGAGAGUGAUACCGAGUUUGGACCCUGGUCGCCUGAGCAACUGGUUUCCCGUACUGAACGUGGAGAAGAUAAUAAUGCUCGCUCAACUCGGGAGCAGUCUCCUGAUCUUGGAGAAGUUGAGAGGGAGAGGGUGAGGCAGAUUGUUCGUGGAUGGAUGGACAGCGGUAUGAGUGAUCGUACAUCGAAUCUAUCCCAACGAAAUGGUGGCAGUACUAGAGGAGAAUGGCUUGGUGAAACGGAACGUGAAAGGGUGAGAAUAGUGAGGGAGUGGGUGCAAAUGACUAGUCAGCAGCAAAGAGGGUCUCGAGGGGCACGAAGGGAUGACCAAACUGGUGGACGUGGUGAUGCUCAAGUUACUACUAGAGGUCGGGAAAGGUCAGUUGAUGAAGGGCAACCAGAACAUAUUCGUCGGGACGUACUUAGACUGCGUGGCAGACAAGCUGUUAUUGAUUUGCUUAUGAGGAUUGAGAGGGAAAGGCAGCGGGAGCUUCAGGGAUUGUUGGAACAUAGAGCUGUUUCUGAAUUUGCUCACCGCAAUCGCAUUCAGUCAUUGUUGAGGGGUAGAUUCCUCCGUAAUGAAACAACUGUUGAAGACGAAAGACCACCUUCAGUGGCUUCAAGCGAAUUAGUUCAAUUAAGACAGCGACACACCGUUUCUGGUAUAAGGGAAGGAUUUCGUUCAAGAUUGGAAAAUAUUGUCCGUGGUCAAGUAAGCGGCCAAUCUGAUGAUCCUAAUGAUAAUAACAACGAUCCUAGAAAUGAACAGACUGAAACGGAUACUUCACAGGAUGUUCAGCAUCAGGAUAAUGUUCAAUCUGAACCUAGGACUCAAGGAAAUGAUGCCGGUCCAUUACCUGAUCCAAUUAAUGCCUCAGAAAGUAAUGUAGGCACCGAUAAUAUGAAUUGGCAGGAAACUGCUAAUCAAGCUAGGGGUUGGCAUGAGGAAAUUACAGAUAAUGUGGGAGGAAACUGGCAACAGCCAGAUUAUGGUCCUUUCAAUGAAUGGAGAGAUGACAAUGCUGAACCUGUGGAUCAUAAUUGGCAGCAGAAUAGUGUUGAAAAUUGGCCCCAAGAAACACCUGGUAAUGUACAUAACGAACCAGGUCGUCCACAGGAAGCCCAGGGAGUUUGGCAUGAAGAUGGCUCUCGCGAGGCGGUAGAAACGUGGAUAGAGGGGCCUUCUGAUCCACCAAGAGCUCGCCGUUCUGUUCCAUUGAGAAGGUUGAAUAGAUUCCACCCUCCAGACGAUGAAAAUGUUUAUAGUAUGGAGCUUAGGGAGUUAUUGAGCAGGCGAAGUGUAUCUAAUCUGCUUCGGAGUGGGUUCCGUGAAAGUCUGGAUCAAUUGAUACAAUCAUACGUGGAAAGACGCGGUCGUGCUCCCAUUGAUUGGGAUGUUCAUCGAAACUUGCCAGUACCAACUCCUGCUUCACCCGAGCAGGAUGAAGAGCAGCAGAGGGAUGAGGAUCAGAAUGAGGCGAUAAACAGACCUUCAGUGGUACUUCCGCCUCCACCAGUUCCACCACCCCAGCCUCUUUGGCACCAGGAUUUACAUCACACUGGCUGGUCUCGUCAUAGCAUGCAUCGCUCGGAACUUGAAUGGGAAAUGAUCAAUGAUUUGAGAACAGAUAUGUCGAGGCUUCAGCAGGGAAUGAGCAACAUGCAGAGAAUGCUGGAGGCUUGCAUGGAUAUGCAGCUAGAGUUGCAGCGCUCUGUUAGACAGGAAGUUUCUGCCGCCCUGAAUCGAUCAUCUGGCGAAAAAGGAAUGGCUGCAGAGACAUCCCAGGAUGGGUCUAAAUGGGGUCAUGUGAAGAAAGGGACAUGCUGCGUGUGUUGUGAUAGCCACAUUGAUUCCUUGUUGUACAGAUGCGGGCACAUGUGUACGUGCUCGAAGUGUGCGAACGAACUGGUUCGAGGCGGUGGUAAGUGCCCACUGUGUCGAGCACCGAUCGUGGAAGUUAUCAGAGCAUACUCCAUACUAUAA
This is a messenger RNA of Linum trigynum, 2616 nucleotides long. The record is from the annotation of a GenBank genome assembly. NCBI's taxonomy places the organism in Eukaryota, Viridiplantae, Streptophyta, Magnoliopsida, Malpighiales, Linaceae.